Molecule: messenger RNA, 1392 nt
Organism: Xylaria bambusicola
Lineage: Eukaryota; Fungi; Ascomycota; Sordariomycetes; Xylariales; Xylariaceae
Product: CBP4-domain-containing protein
Exons: 3
Coding region: 1-1392 (463 amino acids)
Biological process (GO): mitochondrial respiratory chain complex III assembly
Cellular component (GO): mitochondrial membrane
Source: RefSeq, a predicted model, not a curated record
AUGGCUGAGAGUUAUAGCGGCUUUUACACAAUGCACUCCCUUCUUUACACCUUAGUCAGCAUAGGCGGCAUAACCAGCGUGCUCGCAUUGGAAGCACGGGUGGAUGGCGCAAUCUCAACAUUUGGCUCAGUUGGCGAAUUACCGCUACCUGGCCAGGGAAACCUCACCGAGUUUGAGGCUUCUCUGGCCAACAGCACCAAUGCGACGGGGACUUAUGCCAUCGCUGGUCCAAAUAUCUCGGACACCUUCUCCCCUACCAGUACGUUAGACGGCUGGUCAUGGUCCAUUACUCUGGCUGAAUUACCUGUGCCCGCCCGGUCGUCAUCCACCCCCAACGAUACCUACUUCACUGCUGGCCAGAUUAACUUAAAUGUGCCCUCAUCCCUUGUCGACUCCAAUGGCAAUGUCAUUGUUGAUGACAGUUGGCGCAUGUGCCUCUUCGGUUGGGACCUGAGUAAUAAUCCGUAUCCGAAGAAGCUACGAAGCGAUGACGGGACUUGUAGUAGCAUUCUGUCGGACGAGUGCGUUGCCGAUAUCAAGAAGAGUGUAGACGACAGCAUAAACUCAGCAGACGAACAAUGCGCCUGCCCCAAGAUUUCUGAGAUCCCGUCGUGCAGUAAGAUUGAGGAUGCUGCUAGCGUAUUCAACAACUCGUGCUACGCAAAGACGUUUGAUGCCAAGCGCAUCCGGGAAUUUAACAACAGCAAGACAGCCUGGGAAGCAUUCGGAAGCCUGGAGGGGUAUCAGAAGGGUAACGAGACCAUAUACAACGACCUCGGUAGCGUGGCUUGGCCUGUGAUUGCCAGCUUUGGGAGGAGCAAUGAAGUCAGUGGCGAGGUGCCUGAGAAGGGCUUGACGACAUUGUCGUGUGUACGCGCGGUAGAUGCUGCACCAGGGAGCAAGAUACCGGCUGGCGAUGAGAUAUCGAGCGGAAUGCGUCUAUCUGGCAACUGGCUGAUCGCGACGCUGACAAUGAUCGACGAGACGAGACUGACAUUUCCCCGGGGUGGCUAUCGCAACAGCGGCGGCGCAGUCUGUGUCGGUGGUCCGGCCUUUGUCAUGUGGGUGCAGCCGACAGACGAGGAGCUCUUCAAGAAGUACAACCCCGACCUGCAAAAGAAGAGCCUCGAGCGGCGUUACGAGAAGCAAAAAGACUUCGACGACUUCGUCGUCAGGUUGAAGGAGUAUUCCAAGUCUGACAAGCCGAUAUGGACGGUACAAGAAGAAGCCGCGCGAAAGCUCAGAGAAGAAAGCCUACGGCAAGAUUUCCAAAAUGCGGAGGAGGCGAAGGAAAGAGAGAAAGCGAUGAGGAGGGAGGCCGGAUUGCUAGAGGGCGCUGGGGGGUUAGAGGGCACGGGAAAGUCAAAGUUGACCAACAAUCCCGUGUUAUAG